AUGAAUCGUAAAACCCAAAGAGCCACAAACCAGCUCGUGCUCUUCGCCUCCAUACUUCUAUUCAUCAUCUACCUCAACCGCCCCCAAUCCGAAGACAAAACCUACUCAUGGACGAAAAUUCGCUACAAGACCACAUCCCGCACCCUCCCAGAGUCUCGAGGAAUCUGUCCAAAUCUAUCCAGCACCAAAAAACCCGCUCUAAUCGUGUCACGCGUAGCAGCAGACGGAGAUCCAAAAUGGCUCGAUAAACUAUCAACCCACUACCACCCCUGCAUAUACAAUGUCGACGCCCCAGUCGACAAGAAGUCGAUUUACCUCCAAGUCCCCGCAAACCGCGGCCACGAAGCAAUGGCCUACCUCACAUUCAUAAUCGACAAUUACGCCGAGAUACCCGCCGCCGGCGCAGUAUUCGUCCAUGGAUCGCGGUGGGCAUGGCACAAUGAUGCACCGGAUUAUGAUAACGCGGCUUUACUCUCUGUGCUGAAUGUGCCCCGCGCAUUGGAAUCGGGGUACUACAACCUACGCUGUGAUUGGAGUACCAGUACCUGUCCUCUGACGGUAGCCGCGCAAGGCAGUCUGGAAAUGCGAUUACAAUCCACGUUGGAACCGUGGAGUGCGCGCGCGGCAUCUGAUACGGCGCUUCCACGGGCAUUAGCAUCUAUAUUCGGUGGCGAUGAGUACACGGCUGCGGAAAGGAAAGCGAAGCUGGAACUUCGGCGGACGGAUGCCGUGCGGUCACAAUGUUGUGCGCAGUUCGUUGUAUCGCGGGAACGUAUAUGGCAGCAUUCGCGAUCAGAGUACGUUGCUUUGCGGCAGUGGUUACUCGAUGGGAUUGAGGAUGCUCGUAGUUCUCAGACAUAUGGUGGUCCUGCUGCGCCUUUGGAUGAUCGAGUUGCUGGGCGGAUCUUAUCUUAUCUGUGGCAUAUAUUGUUUGCGGAACAGGAUUCCAGUGGGGAGCUGGAGCUGCGUCAGCUUAAUAAGGAUGCUUGUCCUAGUGCCGGGGAGUGUUAUUGUCGAUUGUAUGGGCGGUGUGAUCUGCAGUGUCCGAAUCCUGGGACUUGUUGGGGACAGUAUAAGAUUCCGCCUGAUUAUAAACUUCCCAGCGACUGGGCGGAUACGCAUUCAUGA
Messenger RNA from Penicillium longicatenatum, 1128 nucleotides. Its product is annotated as DUF3431 domain-containing protein. Lineage: Eukaryota; Fungi; Ascomycota; Eurotiomycetes; Eurotiales; Aspergillaceae. The coding region runs from base 1 to 1128 and encodes 375 amino acids. The record is from RefSeq and is a predicted model, not a curated record. The transcript has a single exon.